This is a messenger RNA of Pseudoliparis swirei, 1123 nucleotides long. RefSeq names its product zinc finger protein 568-like. The record is from RefSeq and is a predicted model, not a curated record. Gene Ontology annotation, cellular component: nucleus. The coding region runs from base 69 to 899 and encodes 276 amino acids. The transcript is spliced from 2 exons. NCBI's taxonomy places the organism in Eukaryota, Metazoa, Chordata, Actinopteri, Perciformes, Liparidae.
CAGGGACUCGCUAGAAAACGUUCCCCGGCGCUACUAAACACCUUUUAUUAUAUACAUAGACGUCCGCGAUGCAGUCACUGAGAGUGUUUCUCAGCGAGAGACUGACAGCCGCGGCGGAGGAGAUAUGCGGCGCUGUGGAGAACACCAUAGCCGAGUACAAGGAGGAGAUCUCUCGCUCCAAAGAUUUAGAAAUCAGUCGUCUGAGGAUGCAGCUGAAGCUUCUCAAGUCAGAGCCGCGGUUGGAUAGGUGCCUGGGAGCCCAGCUGCAGCAGCUCACCCAUCACCACCACCAUCACCCUCCUCCUCCUCCUCCCCCUCCCCCUCCUCCUCAGCAGCAGCUCCAUCAGUCAGUGCCUUCAGCGGAGCCUCCCGAGUCCCAGCCGUGUGAGGAGGAUGGGAGCGGCGACGGCAUGGAGCAGGAGCACCCGGAGCCCUCGCAGGUGAAGAAGGAGCAGCACCUGAAGAGCCACGGGGACUUCUGGACCGGUCACGACGUGGAGCAGCUCGAGAGCCUCGAGUCCGACAUCAAAGACUUCAUCUCGUCUCCUUCCAGCCUGAAGAGCAGCCUGCCGGACCCCAGCUUGCUCUUCCACCCCUACCACCACCACCACGGCGAGGAGAGCAAAGAGAAGCCCUACUGCUGCUCCGUCUGCGAGAAGCGCUUCAGUAACUGCUCCCACCUCGCGGCUCACAUCCGGACACACACCGGGGAGAGGCCGUACAGAUGUGACAUCUGCAGGAAGACCUUCAUCACCACGAGCGCGCUGAACAGACACCAGACGAUCCACACCGAGGGGAAACAGUUCGUCUGUAAUUAUUGUGGUAAAUCCUUCAAGUGGAUGGAGUCUCUGGGCCGGCACGUGAGGAGUGUUCACAAGAGGGAGAACAUGCCUGUAUGACUCCAUACACUGAUGGCCACUAGAUAAUGUUGUUACUGUAUGUUUGUUAUCUAUUAUUUAAAUGUAAAACACCUGAACAAAGAAUGUAGUGUUUUCUAUGUGUUAUGAUGCAUUACAUUGUGCAUGGACCUCAUUGGCCCUUGACAGCCAGUACAUGACGUGUGAACGAGUUGUAGACAUUAAUGGAAAGGUAAGGCAUUUUAUAAAUAAAUUAUGGCCACAUG